Cariama cristata (Red-legged seriema) is the source of this 789-nucleotide messenger RNA. RefSeq names its product galactose-1-phosphate uridylyltransferase (gene GALT). NCBI's taxonomy places the organism in Eukaryota, Metazoa, Chordata, Aves, Cariamiformes, Cariamidae. Gene Ontology annotation, cellular component: cytoplasm. The transcript is spliced from 8 exons. Gene Ontology annotation, biological process: beta-D-galactose catabolic process via UDP-galactose, Leloir pathway. The coding region runs from base 49 to 789 and encodes 246 amino acids. Gene Ontology annotation, molecular function: zinc ion binding; UDP-glucose:hexose-1-phosphate uridylyltransferase activity. The record is from RefSeq and is a predicted model, not a curated record.
GGUCACCCCUUGUUUCGAGCUGCAGCAGCCCGGGGCGUGUGCAAGGUGAUGUGCUUCCACCCCUGGUCGGACCUGACGCUGCCCCUCAUGUCCCUGGCAGAGAUUCGGGCUGUCAUCGACGCGUGGGCAGAGCUGGCGGCCGAGCUGGGUGCCUCCUACCCCUGGGUGCAGGUCACUGAGAACAAGGGAGCGAUGAUGGGCUGCUCCAACCCCCACCCCCACUGCCAGGUGUGGGCCAGCAGCUUCCUUCCGAACGAGGCACGACUGGAGGACCAGACCCAGCGGCAGCACCUGAGCCAGCACGGUGUGCCCAUGCUGUUGGAGUACGCUGAGCAGGAGGCUCACCGAAAGGAGCGUCUGGUUGUGGAGAAUGCGGACUGGUUGGUCGUGGUGCCGUACUGGGCCACCUGGCCGUACCAGACCCUGCUGCUGCCCCGCCGCCAUGUUUGCCGCCUCCAGGACCUCCAUGAGGGCGAGAGGGACAGCCUGGCCUCCAUCAUGCAGAGGCUGCUCAUCAAGUACGACAACCUCUUUGAAGUCUCCUUCCCCUACUCCAUGGGCUGGCAUGGAGCCCCCACGGGCUCCUACCUGCAGGAGGACUGUGGGCACUGGCAGCUCCACGCUCACUACUACCCACCGCUGCUCCGCUCUGCCACUGUCCGCAAGUUCAUGGUGGGCUACGAGAUGCUGGCACAGGCACAGCGGGACCUCACCCCGGAGCAGGCGGCCGAGCGCCUGAGGAGCCUCCCUGAAGUGCACUACAGGCAGAAGGCCAAGGAGAUGCCAUGA